AUGUUCGAGGCACCUCUUCCCGUCACACUUCCUCCUACCACCGACUACAACCGUGCUGAUCCCGUCCGCACCCACGACGCCACGCCGACCCAGAUCCUUCAGAACCAGACGCCCGCCGACAACACCGCCAGCAAGAAGUCUGCCCACAGCAGCUCCCUGCCCACCAUGUCCAACAUUCCCUCCGAGCCCGAGUUCGAGCAGGCUUACAACGAGCUCGCCAGCACCCUCCAAAACAGCUCCCUCUUCCAGAAGCACCCCGAGUACAAGACCGCCCUCGAGGUCGUCUCCAUCCCCGAGCGUGUUAUCCAGUUCCGCGUCGUCUGGGAGGACGACAAGGGCCAGGUCCGCGUCAACCGCGGUUACCGUGUCCAGUUCAACUCGGCUCUUGGCCCCUUCAAGGGUGGUCUGCGAUUCCACCCCACUGUCAACCUGUCCAUUCUCAAGUUCCUCGGCUUUGAGCAAAUCUUCAAGAAUGCUCUCACUGGACUGAACAUGGGUGGUGGCAAGGGUGGUGCCGAUUUCGACCCGAAGGGCAAGAGUGACGGCGAGAUCCGCCGCUUCUGCCAGGCCUUCAUGCGCGAGCUCUCCAAGCACAUUGGCGCCGACACCGACGUCCCCGCCGGUGAUAUCGGUGUUGGUGGCCGCGAAGUCGGCUUCAUGUUUGGCGCCUACCGCCAGGCCCGCAACAAGUGGGAGGGCGUGCUCACCGGCAAGGGCCUCGACUGGGGUGGCAGCCUGAUCCGUCCCGAGGCCACCGGCUACGGCCUGGUCUACUACGUCGAGUACAUGCUGAAGCACGCCGGCCGUGGCAGCUUCUCCGGCAAGCGCGUCGCCAUCUCGGGCUCCGGCAACGUCGCUCAGUACGCCGCGCUCAAGUGCAUUGAGCUCGGCGCCACCGUCGUCUCGCUCUCCGACUCCAAGGGUGCCCUGAUUGCCGAGUCGGCCGAGGGCUUCACCCCCGAGCACGUCAACGAGAUUGCCGCCCUCAAGAUCAAGCGCCAGGCGCUGACGACCUUUACCACCAGCGGUUUCAAGUACAUCGAGGGUGCCCGCCCCUGGGUGCACGUCGGCAAGGUCGAUGUCGCGCUGCCGUCUGCGACGCAAAACGAGGUCAGCAAGGAAGAGGCCGAGGCGCUGGUCGCUGCUGGUGUCAUUGCCAUCGCCGAGGGCUCCAACAUGGGCUGCACCCAGGAGGCCAUUGACGUCUUCGAGGCCGAGCGCGGUAGCAAGGGCGACAAGGCCAUCUGGUACGCCCCCGGCAAGGCCGCCAACUGCGGUGGCGUCGCCGUCUCGGGUCUCGAGAUGGCCCAGAACAGCCAGCGCCUGACCUGGACAUCCGAGGAGGUUGACGAGAAGCUCAAGGGCAUCAUGAAGGCGGCCUUUGACAAUGCGCUCAAGACGGCCGAGGAGUACGUCACGGCCAAGCAGGGCGAGCUGCCCAGCCUGGUUGCCGGCAGCAACAUUGCCGGCUUCGUCAAGGUUGCCCAGGCCAUGCACGACCAGGGCGACUGGUGGACCCAGUGA
Messenger RNA from Akanthomyces muscarius, 1524 nucleotides. RefSeq lists its product as uncharacterized. Gene Ontology annotation, molecular function: L-glutamate dehydrogenase (NADP+) activity. Bases 1 to 1524 code for a protein of 507 amino acids. Gene Ontology annotation, cellular component: cytosol. The transcript has 4 exons. NCBI's taxonomy places the organism in Eukaryota, Fungi, Ascomycota, Sordariomycetes, Hypocreales, Cordycipitaceae. The record is from RefSeq and is a predicted model, not a curated record.